AUGUCAAUCUUGCUCUGUUUCCUCUGUCUCUUGCCCAUUUUCUUAGUAACCUUAUCAAUCUUCUCUCAAAAUUUCAAAAGAUGGAAGCUUCCUCCGGGACCACAGAAGCUUCCGAUCAUCGGAAACUUACACAACCUCAAAGGAUUGCCUCACAAAUGUUUUCGAGAUCUCUCUCAAAAGUUCGGACCAGUGAUGUUUCUCCAUUUCGGAUUCGUUCCCGUGGUGGUGAUCUCAUCGAAAGAAGGAGCUGAGGAGGCUCUAAAGACCCACGAUCUUGAUUGUUGCAGCCGACCAGAGACGGUGGGGACAAGAAUGAUCUCUUACGAUUUCAAAGACGUUGCAUUCUCACCUUAUGGUGAGGAAUGGAAAGCGUUAAGGAAGCUCAUGGUUAUGGAGCUCUUGAACACGCAUAGGCUCAAGUCUUUCAGGUGUAUUAGAGAGGAAGAGAACGACUUGCUGGUCAAGAAACUGACGGAGUCGGCUCUGAAACGUUCCCCGGUGAAUCUGAAGAAGACCCUUUUCACGCUCAUUGCGAGUAGCAUCUGUAGGCUCGCGUUCGGAAUAAAUAUCCACAAAUGCGAGUUCAUCGACGAGCACAACGUUGAGAAUCUUGUUCACAAGUUUGAGUUGCUCGUCGAAGAUACAGCGUUCUCCGAUUUCUUCCCUGGAGUAGGUUGGUUCAUCGACCGUAUUUCCGGCCAGAACAAGACAUUGAACAAUGUUUUCUCGGAGCUAGACACUUUCUUCCAGAAUGUUCUCGAUGAUCAUCUUAAGCCUGGAAGAAGAGUAUCAGAGAGCCCUGACGUUGUUGAUGUGAUGAUUGAUCUGGUGAAGAAGCAAGAGAAUGAUGGAGACUCAUUCAAGCUCACCACUGAUCAUUUCAAAGGAAUCAUCUCGGAAAUAUUUCUAGCAGGAGUAAACACAAGCGUGGUCACUCUAACUUGGGCGAUGACAGAACUGAUCCGAAAUCCGAGAGUGAUGAAGAAAGUACAAGAGGAGAUUCGGACAACACUGGAGGCAAAAAAGGAGAGAAUCACAGAAGAUGAUCUAACACAGCUUCACUACUUCAAGCUUGUGGUCAAAGAAACAUUCAGAUUACACCCAGCAGCUCCACUUUUGCUACCAAGAGAGACAAUGUCUCAAGUCAAGAUCCAAGGCUACGACAUUCCCGCAAAAACCCAAAUGUUCAUCAACGUUUACUCCAUCGCACGUGAUCCAAAACUCUGGACAGAACCAGAUGAGUUUAAUCCUGAAAGGUUUCUUGACAGUUCCAUAGAUUACAAGGGACUAAACUUUGAGUUUUUACCGUUUGGUUCUGGCCGGAGAAUCUGUCCCGGGAUGACUAUGGGGAUGACAAAUGUGGAAUUAGGACUGUUGAAUUUGCUUUACUUCUUUGAUUGGGGUUUGCCUGAAGGUAAGACUGUGAAAGACAUCGACUUGGAAGAGACCGGAUCAAUCAUUAUCAGCAAGAAAGGAACUCUUGAGCUUGUUCCAUUUCUUCACAACUGA
Molecule: messenger RNA, 1509 nt
Organism: Microthlaspi erraticum
Lineage: Eukaryota; Viridiplantae; Streptophyta; Magnoliopsida; Brassicales; Brassicaceae
Source: the annotation of a GenBank genome assembly